Anarrhichthys ocellatus (wolf-eel) is the source of this 903-nucleotide messenger RNA. RefSeq names its product olfactory receptor 2AT4-like. Lineage: Eukaryota; Metazoa; Chordata; Actinopteri; Perciformes; Anarhichadidae. The transcript has a single exon. Gene Ontology annotation, cellular component: plasma membrane. The record is from RefSeq and is a predicted model, not a curated record. The annotation marks the transcript as partial. Gene Ontology annotation, biological process: G protein-coupled receptor signaling pathway. Gene Ontology annotation, molecular function: olfactory receptor activity; G protein-coupled receptor activity.
UACUACGGACCUGUGUCAGCUCUGCUCUUUUUCUUCUAUCUUGCUAUUGCAAUAGGAAAUAUUUUCAUUUUAACAUUUGUUGUCCAGGUGAAGUCCCUGCAAAAACCCACAUAUCUGGUCUUUUGUCACCUGGCACUGAAUGACUUAACAUUUGGCACUUUGACUCUCCCGAAGAUCAUAUCAAAAUUCUGGUUUGGUGAUAGCAUCAUUUCAUUUUAUGGGUGCUUUACACAGAUGUUCUUUGUUCAUUAUUUAGGAUCAGUAACUUCUUUCAUCUUGUUGGUAAUGGCUCUCGAUCGCUUUGUUGCAAUAUGUAUUCCACUGCAUUAUCCUGUCCUAAUCUCAAACAACAACAUAUCUGUGCUCUGUGGGUUUGCUUGGUUCAUCCCUCUGCCUUUGAUGUUGACCACUGUAAUCUAUGCCCUCACUUUACCUUUCUGUAAAUCAAAUGUCAUUGCUCAGUGCUACUGCGACCACAUUUCUAUAACGAGCCAGGCAUGUGGUGAGAAUGUUGAAAUUGUACAGGUCACUGCUCUCUGUAUGGCCAUGUUUUGUCUCUUGCUUCCUCUUGCAUUCAUCUUGUUUUCUUACAUCUCUAUCUUUGUGGUUAUUUUGAAAAUGUCCAAUGCUGCAGGCCGCAGGAGAACCUUAUCAACUUGCACCCCACAACUUUUCAUCACUUGCCUCUUUUACCUUCCCAGGUGUUUUGUUUAUGUAGCCAAUACUGUUGGAUUUUCUUUCAGUUUAGAUGUGCGUAUUCUAUUGAUAUUGUUGUACAGUCUUUUCCCUGCUGCUGUUAAUCCCAUCAUAUAUUGUUUCAAGACUCAAGAUAUCAAGCAGACUUUGAUAAAGAAAAUGAAAACAACUAGGAUUGGAAUAGAGAUAAAACUUUCAUUCUUAUAA